AUGCCACUGACUCCGGACCCUCCAAGUUCCUGCGACUGCUUUGUCUCUGUGCCCCCGGCCUCUGCCAUCCCUGCAGUGAUCUUUGCAAAGAACUCUGACAGACCCCGGGAUGAAGUGCAGGAAGUGGUGUUUGUUCCUGCAGCCACACAUGCCCCUGGGAGCCGGCUCCAGUGCACCUACAUUGAAGUGGAACAGGUGUCCCAGACACACGCUGUGAUCCUAAGCCGCCCUUCUUGGCUGUGGGGGGCCGAGAUGGGUGCGAAUGAGCACGGUGUCUGUAUUGGCAACGAGGCAGUGUGGACCAAGGAGCCAAUUGGGGAAGGCGAGGCCCUGCUGGGCAUGGAUCUUCUCAGAUUGGCUUUAGAACGGAGCAGGUCAGCCCACGAAGCCUUGCAUGUUAUCACAGGCUUACUGGAGCGCUAUGGGCAAGGGGGCAGCUGCCGGGAGGAUUCCACACCAUUCUGCUACCACAAUACCUUCUUGCUUGCUGACCGAACUGAGUCAUGGGUGUUGGAGACCGCUGGGAGGCUGUGGGCUGCUCAGAGGAUCCGGGAGGGGGUCUGGAACAUUUCCAACCAGCUGAGCAUUGGCACAGACAUCUCGGCAGAACACCCUGAGCUGCGGUCCUAUGCCCGGGAGCAGCACUGGUGGGAUGGGAAGGACACCUUUCACUUCUCCCAGGUCUUCUCCCUGGUCCAGCAGCCCGUGCGCAUGGAGGCUGCCAAGGCCCGCUUCCAGGCUGGGCGGAAACUACUGCAGCAACAGCAAGGCAGCAUCACAGCGGAGGUGAUGAUGGGCAUCCUCAGGAACAAGGAGAGUGGCAUCUGUAUGGAUUCUGGAGGCUUCCGUACAACAGCCAGCAUGGUGUCUAUCUUGCCUCAGGACCCCACACAGCCCUGUGUCCACUUCCUCACAGCCACACCAGACCCCUCCAGGUCAGUGUUCAAACCUUUUAUCUUUGGGGUGGAGGUGGCUCAGGCCCCCCAAGUGCUGUCCCCCACGUUUGGAGCACAGGAUCCUGCUCGAAUCCUGCCUCGGUUCCAGACUCAGGUGGAUCGCCGGCAUACCCUCUACCUGGGACAUCAGGUGGCCUUGGGGCUGAUGGAGAGUGAGCAGGAUCAGGGGCAGCAGCUUCGGCAGCGGCAGCAGACACUAGAGCAGGAAGGCCUCGAGGCUGCAAAGAGUCUGCUGGCUGGGCAGCAGGCCACACCACCCCAGGCAUGGGGCAGCAUCUUCCAGACCUUUGUGGAAAGGGAGAGCCGCAUGUAUGCGUGA
Messenger RNA from Elephantulus edwardii (Cape elephant shrew), 1275 nucleotides. It is a transcript of the gene SCRN2, whose product is annotated as secernin 2. The transcript has 7 exons. Lineage: Eukaryota; Metazoa; Chordata; Mammalia; Macroscelidea; Macroscelididae. Bases 1 to 1275 code for a protein of 424 amino acids. Gene Ontology annotation, molecular function: cysteine-type exopeptidase activity; dipeptidase activity. The record is from RefSeq and is a predicted model, not a curated record. Gene Ontology annotation, biological process: proteolysis.